AUGGCACGAGACAAAGAGCGCUCGAUCAACCCUGCGCAACAGCAGCGCAAGUUGGAAAAGGCCAAGCAAUUAAAAAAGAGUCGGGCAGAAUUACAGGCAAAGAGAAACGAAAAACUCGCGCGACGGAACCCUGAUCGUAUUCAGAGACAGAUCGAUGACCUCAAGGCCCUCGAGGCCGCCGGAGAAAUCAAGCCCCGCGAAAAAGCUAUCCUCGAUGAUCUCGAAAGAGACCUCAAGGCCGUCCGGAAAGCAAGAGAAGCCCUUGGGCAGAAGGCGCCGCAAUACCCAAGCCAGCCCAACAGAAGAGAUGAACAAGGUAGUAAUGUUUUGGGCAAGCGGCGUCGUGACGGUGAACGAAAACAUGUCCACCAUCGGAGGGAUUCUUCAGGCAGCGAUACCGAUGACUCUGUGAGGCGAAUACCUAUGCCGGAGGACACACCUCCACCGAUUCCACGCGAGUUCAGGCGCAACUUCAGAAAAGAGGAAGUGCCAGACACCCAACUACCACCAAAGCCUGCGCCGGUCCCGAAGACCACCUACGAGAGCGCACCACAGAUUCGCGACCUCAAGAAAGAAGCUGUCAAGCGUUUCGUGCCGGACGUCGUGCGAAAGAAGCAAGAAGCCGCCAGAGGAGGGCCGACAGGACACUUGGUCGAGCCCGAGGAAUUGGAUCGGCUCGAGGCUGAAGGGUAUCUACGAACAACCUCUUCUAGACGGCAGACUGGGGCUGCCUCCGCGGACGGGCAGGAGGUCCCAAGUAAUGGGACGGACCUGGAAGAGGAAGAGGAGAGAUUUCUCAGAGAAUUAGGGAUGCAAGAAGAGGAUGCAGGUCGGGACGACGAGCAGAUGGCAACGAUACAAGAUCGACAACAAAGACAAACGGUCGGCGGCGAACCACAGCAAGCACCACCGCCACGGAGGCAUGUCGAGAUGGAAGAAGUCGAGGAUGAGGAUGCCUAG
Exophiala spinifera is the source of this 960-nucleotide messenger RNA. RefSeq lists its product as uncharacterized. The coding region runs from base 1 to 960 and encodes 319 amino acids. The record is from RefSeq and is a predicted model, not a curated record. NCBI's taxonomy places the organism in Eukaryota, Fungi, Ascomycota, Eurotiomycetes, Chaetothyriales, Herpotrichiellaceae. The transcript has a single exon. Gene Ontology annotation, biological process: RNA processing.